This is a messenger RNA of Capra hircus (goat), 8422 nucleotides long. It is a transcript of the gene TG, whose product is annotated as thyroglobulin. Bases 37 to 8340 code for a protein of 2767 amino acids. The record is from RefSeq and is a predicted model, not a curated record. Lineage: Eukaryota; Metazoa; Chordata; Mammalia; Artiodactyla; Bovidae. The transcript has 48 exons. Gene Ontology annotation, biological process: thyroid hormone generation.
CAGCUUCGAACCCUUCUCCCUGGAAGGGCUCCCGAGAUGGCCCUGGCCCUGUGGGUCUUUGGUCUGCUGGACUUAGCCUUCUUGGUGUCAGCCAACAUCUUUGAGUACCAGGUGGACGCCCAGCCGCUCCGCCCAUGUGAGCUGCAGAGGGAGAGGGCUUUUGCAAGGCAAGAAGACUACGUCCCCCAGUGCGCCGAGGACGGCAGCUUCCAGACCGUCCAGUGCGGGAAGGAUGGGGCCUCCUGCUGGUGUGUGGACGCUGAUGGCAGGGAAGUGCCUGGUAGCCGGCAGCCCGGGCGGCCUGCGGCCUGUCUGUCGUUCUGCCAGCUGCAGAAGCAGCAGAUUCUGCUCAGCAGCUACAUCAACAGCACGGCCGCGUCCUACCUACCCCAGUGUCAGGACUCGGGGGAUUACUCGCCCGUGCAGUGUGACCUGCGGCGGCGGCAGUGCUGGUGUGUGGACGCGGAAGGGAUGGAGGUGUACGGCACCCGCCAGCAGGGGAGGCCGGCACGCUGUCCGAGGAGCUGUGAGAUAAGAAACCGCCGUCUCCUCCACGGUGUGGGCGACAGGUCGCCACCCCAGUGUUCCCCAGAUGGGUCCUUCAGGCCAGUGCAGUGCAAGUUCGUCAACACCACAGACAUGAUGAUUUUCGACCUGGUCCACAGCUACAACAGAUUCCCAGAUGCAUUUGUGACCUUUAGUUCCUUCCGGAGCAGGUUCCCAGAGGUGUCUGGGUAUUGUUACUGUGCGGAUAGCCAAGGGCGGGAACUGGCUGAGACAGGUUUGGAGCUGUUACUUGAUGAAAUUUACGACACUAUUUUUGCCGGCCUGGAUCUUGCUUCCACCUUUGCUGAGACCACUCUGUACCGGAUAUUGCAGAGACGGUUCCUAGCAGUGCAGCUAGUCAUCUCCGGCAGAUUCCGAUGCCCCACGAAAUGUGAAGUGGAGCGGUUUGCAGCCACCAGAUUCCAUCACCCCUACGUACCGAGCUGCCGCCCGGACGGGGAGUACCAGGCGGCACAGUGCCAGGGGAAAGGGCCAUGCUGGUGUGUGGACAGCCGGGGACAGGAGCUCCCGGGGACGCGGCGGCGAGGGGAGCCUCCGUCCUGUGCUGAAGACCAGUCCUGUCUCUCCGAGAGGCGGCGGGCCUUUUCCAGACUCCUCUUUGGGCCCUCCGGCUACUUGAGCCUGCGGAGCUUGUUCUUGGCUCCUGAGGAAAGAUCGGUGUCUCAGAGACUCGCCAGAUUUGCUGCGCCCUGCCCACCCUCGAUCAAGGAGCUCUUUCUGGAUUCCGGAAUUUUCCAGCCAAUGCUGCAAGGACGGGCCUCACGGUUUGUCGCCCCAGAAAGUCUCCUCAAGGAAGCCAUUAGAGGGAUCUUUCCCUCCCGAGAGCUGGCCCGCCUCGCCCUGCAGUUCACCACCAACGCAAAGCGACUGCAGCAAAACCUCUUCGGGGGGAGAUUUUUGGUGAACGUAGGCCAGUUUAACUUGUCUGGAGCCCUGGGCACAAGAGGCACAUUUAACUUCAGUCACUUUUUCCAGCAGCUGGGUCUCCCAGGCUUCCAGGAUGGACUGGCACUAGCUGAUCUGGCCAAGCCUGUCUCUGUGGGACUGAAUUCAAAUUCUGCCUCUGAAGCCCCAAAAGCCUCCAAGACAGACGUUGCCCCAAGGAAGCCAGUUGUGGGCAGCUUUGGCUUUGAAGUCAACUUACAAGAGAACCAAAAUGCCCUGCAAUUCCUUUCUUCCCUCCUGGAGCUUCCAGAAUUCCUUCUCUUCUUGCAGCAUGCUCUUUCUGUGCCAGAGGACACAGCAAGGGAUUUAGGUGACGUGAUGGAAAUGGUGUUCAGCUCUCAGGGCUGCGGGCAGGCACCUGGCAGCCUUUUCGUCCCGGCAUGCACUGCGGAAGGGAGCUACGAGGAGGUCCAGUGCUUCGCGGGAGACUGCUGGUGCGUGGACGCCCGGGGCCGAGAACUUGCCGGCUCCCGAGUUAGAGGUGGACGACCCCGGUGCCCCACGGAGUGCGAAAAGCAGAGGGCGCGCAUGCAGAGCCUCUUGGGUAGCCAGCCCGCUGGGUCCAGCCUGUUUGUCCCUGCUUGUACCAGCGAUGGGAACUUUCUCCCUGUCCAGUGCUUCAACUCAGAGUGCCACUGUGUGGACACCGAGGGUCAGCCUAUUCCUGGAACUCGAAGUGCGCUCGGAGAGCCCAAGAAAUGCCCCAGCCCCUGUCAGUUACAGGCCGAGCGAGCCUUCCUCGGGACGGUGCGGACCCUGGUCUCCAAUCCCAGCACGCCGCCCGCCCUCUCCAGCAUCUAUAUCCCGCAGUGCAGUGCCAGUGGGCAGUGGAGCCCCAUGCAAUGUGACGGGCCCCCCGAGCAGGCCUUCGAGUGGUAUGAACGCUGGGAGGCUCAGAACAGUGCUGGCCAGGCGCUGACCCCAGUGGAAUUGCUAAUGAAGAUCAUGAGCUACAGAGAAGCAGCUUCCAGAAACUUCCGUCUCUUCAUUCAAAAUCUGUACAAGGCUGGCCAACAAGGCAUCUUCCCAGGGCUGGCGAGAUACUCUUCUUUCCAAGAUGUCCCAGUGUCGGUGUUGGAAGGGAACCGGACCCAGCCUGGAGGGAACGUGUUUCUGGAACCCUACCUCUUCUGGCAGAUCCUAAACGGCCAGCUUGACCGAUACCCAGGGCCCUACUCAGACUUUAGCGCCCCUCUGGCGCACUUUGACCUCCGGAGCUGCUGGUGUGUGGAUGAGGCUGGUCAGAAGCUAGAAGGAACCCAGAAUGAGCCCAGCAAGGUCCCAGCAUGUCCUGGCUCUUGUGAGGAAGUGAAGCUUCGCGUCCUGCAGUUCACCAGGGAAGCAGAAGAGAUUGUCACGUAUUCCAACAGUUCUCGCUUCCCUCUGGGAGAGAGUUUCCUUGCAGCCAAAGGAAUCCGGCUGACGGACGAGGAGCUGGCCUUUCCUCCACUCUCCCCAUCUCGGGAGACUUUCUUGGAGAAGUUUCUGAGCGGGAGCGAUUAUGCCAUUCGACUGGCAGCUCAGUCCACCUUUGACUUCUACCAGAGACGCCUGGUGAGCCUGUCCGAGUCCCCACGAGCAUUCAGCCCUGUGCGGUCCAGCCCCUAUGUGCCGCAGUGUGAUGCCUUUGGAGGCUGGGAGCCUGUGCAGUGCCAUGCCACGACGGGGCACUGCUGGUGUGUGGACGGGAGGGGAGAGUACGUCCCCGCCUCGCUGACCGCCCGCUCCCGGCAGAUCCCGCAGUGCCCCACCAGCUGCGAGAGAUCGCGAGCCAGUGCGCUGCUUUCCAGCUGGAAACAGGCUGGUGUCCAAGCAGAACCAUCUCCUAAAGGCCUGUUCAUCCCGACCUGCUUAGAGACAGGAGAGUUUGCCAGGCUGCAGGCGUCGGAGGGUGGCACCUGGUGUGUGGAUCCAGCCUCAGGAGAGGGCGUGCCCCCUGGCACAAACAGCAGUGCCCAGUGCCCGAGCCUCUGUGAAGUGCUCCAGAGGGGAGUCCCCUCCGGGAGAACCAGCCCCGGCUACAGCCCGGCCUGCAGGGCAGAGGACGGAGGCUUCUCCCCAGUGCAGUGCGACCCGGCCCAGGGCAGCUGCUGGUGCGUCCUGGACAGCGGAGAGGAGGUGCCCGGGACUCGCGUGGCCGGGAGCCAGCCAGCCUGUGAGAGUCCACAGUGCCCACUGCCCUUCAGCGUGGUGGACGUGGCCGGCGGGGCCGUCCUGUGUGAACGUGCUUUGGGCCUGGGCGCAGCCACCAGGCAGCAGUGCCAACUACGGUGCGGCCGGGGCUACCAGAGCGCUUUCCCGCCGGAGCCACUGCUGUGCAGCGUGCAGAGGAGACGCUGGGUGUCCCAGCCGCCCCAGCCCCAUGCCUGCCAACGGCCCCAGUUCUGGCAGACUCUCCAGACCCAAGCGCAGUUCCAGCUCCAGCUCCCUCUGGGCAAGGUGUGCAGUGCCGACUACUCGGGCUUGCUGCUGGCGUUCCAGGUCUUCCUGUUAGACGAGCUCACGGCCCGCGGCUUCUGUCAGAUCCAGGUGAACACGGCGGGAACCCCUGUCUCCAUCCCCGUCUGUGACGACUCCUCAGUGAAGGUGGAGUGUCUGAGCAGGGAGCGGUUAGGAGUCAACAUCACAUGGAAACUGCAGCUUGCAGACGUGCCCCCCGCCUCUCUUCCAGACCUGCGGGACGUUGAGGAGGCCUUGGCUGGCAAGUAUCUCGCUGGGCGCUUUGCAGAUCUGAUCCAGAGCGGAACAUUCCAGCUUCAUCUGGAUUCCAAGACCUUCUCGGCAGACACCUCCAUCCGCUUCCUCCAAGGCGACCGCUUUGGCACCUCUCCCAGGACACAGUUUGGGUGCCUGGAAGGAUUCGGCCGAAUCGUGACCACCAGCGAUGCCAUUCAGGAUGCCCUGGGGUGUGUCAAGUGUCCGGAAGGAAGCUAUUUUCAAGAUGAGCGGUGCGUUCCCUGUCCUGCUGGAUUCUACCAAGAACAGGCAGGGAGCCUGGCCUGUGUCCCCUGUCCUGAGGGCAGAACUACCGUUUAUGCUGGAGCUUUCAGCCAGACUCACUGUGUCACCAACUGUCAGAAGAAUGAGAUGGGCCUGCAGUGUGACCAGGACGGCCAGUACCGAGCCAGCCAGAGGGACAGGACCAGCGGGAAGGCCUUCUGUGUGGACGGCGAGGGGCGGAGGCUGCCCUGGACGGAAGCAGAGGCCCCGCUGGUGGAUGCUCAGUGUCUAAUGAUGCGGAAAUUUGAGAAGCUUCCAGAAUCUAAGGUGAUCUUCAAUGCUGAUGUGGCUGUGAUGGUCAGGUCUGAAGUUCCCGGUUCUGAGCCCUCACUGAUGCAGUGCUUGGCAGACUGUGCACUGGACGAGGCCUGCAGCUUCCUCACAGUGUCCACAGCAGAAUCAGAAGUGUCCUGUGAUUUCUAUGCUUGGGCAAGUGACAACAUUGCUUGCAUGACUUCCGAUCGGAGUGAAGACGUGUUGGGGACCUCGCAGACCACCAGCUUUGGAAGUCUUCAGUGUCAGGUGAAAGUGAGGAGCAGGGAAGGAGACCCUCUAGCUGUGUAUCUGAAAAAGGGCCAAGAGUUCACCAUCACAGGUCAGAAAAGAUUUGAACAAACUGGUUUCCAAAGUGCACUCUCUGGAAUGUACAGCCCCGUCACCUUCUCAGCCUCAGGAGCCAGUCUGACUGAGGUCCAUCUCUUCUGUCUUCUCGCCUGUGACAGUGAUUCCUGUUGCGAUGGCUUCAUCCUCGUGCAGGUCCCAGGAGGCCCCCUCCUCUGUGGGUUGCUGAGCUCCCCCGAUGUCCUGCUGUGCCACGUCAGAGACUGGAGGGACCCCCAGGCUAAUGCUUCCUGUCCCGGAGUGACCUAUGACCAGGACAGCCGCCAGGUGAUGCUGCGUCUGGGAGGACAGGAGAUCGGGGGUCUGACCCCCCUGGAAGGAACCCAGGACACCUUGACCAGCUUCCAGCAGGUUUAUCUCUGGAAAGAUUCUGACAUGGGGUCUCGACCUGAGUCUAUGGGAUGCAGAAGAGGCAUGGAACCAAGGCCAGCAUCUCCAUCAGAAACAGAUUUGACAACAGGUCUUUUCUCCCCUGUGGACCUUAUCCAGGUCAUCGUCGAUCGAAACCUAUCCCUGCCCAGCCAGCAACACUGGCUUUUCAAACACUUAUUUUCACUUCAGCAGGCAAACCUGUGGUGCCUUUCUCGCUGUGUUGGAGAGCCCCCUUUCUGUCAGCUGGCAGAGGUAAUGGACAGUGAACCCUUGUACUUCACCUGCACCCUCUACCCAGAGGCCCAGGUGUGUGACGAUACCCUGGAGUCCAGUCCCAAGGGCUGCAGGCUGAUCCUGCCCCGAAGGCCAAGUGCCCUCUACAGGAAAAAAGUUGUGCUGCAAGACAGAGUGAAGAAUUUUUACACUCGCCUACCAUUCCAGAAGCUGACGGGGAUUUCCAUUAGAAACAAAGUGCCUAUGUCUGACAAAUCCAUUUCCAGUGGCUUCUUCGAAUGUGAGCGACUGUGUGACAUGGACCCGUGCUGCACCGGCUUUGGCUUUCUGAACGUUUCUCAGUUAAAAGGAGGAGAGGUGACAUGCCUAACUCUGAACAGCUUGGGCCUUCAGACGUGCAGUGAGGAAUAUGGAGGGGUCUGGCGCAUUAUGGACUGUGGCUCCCCAGACACUGAGGUCCGCACCUACCCCUUCGGAUGGUACCAGAAGCCUGAUUCUCAAAGUGACACUCCCAGUUUUUGCCCUUCGGUGGCUCUGCCUGCCCUCGAGGAGAAUGUCUCUCUGGACUCAUGGCAGUCCCUGGCCCUCUCUGCAGUGAUUGUUGAUCCAUCCAUCAGGAACUUUGACAUUGCGCACGUCAGCACCGCUGCCAUGGGGAACUUCUCUGCGGCCCGAGACCGCUGCUUGUGGGAGUGUUCCCGUCACCAGGACUGCCUUGUCACCACUCUGCAGGCCCAACCUGGAGCUGUGAGGUGUAUGUUCUAUUCUGAUACCCAGAGCUGCACACAUAGCCUGCAGGCCCAGAACUGCCAACUUCUGCUCCACGAAGAGGCCACCUACAUCUACCGGAAGCCAAACAUCCCUCUGCCCGGCCUUGGGACAUCUCCACCUUCAGUGCCCAUCGCCACCCACGGCCAGCUGCUGGGCAGGUCGCAGGCCAUUCAAGUGGGCACUUCGUGGAAGCCAGUGGACCAGUUCCUGGGAGUUCCGUAUGCCGCCCCGCCCCUGGGGGAGAAACGCUUCCGGGCCCCCGAGCACUUGAACUGGACUGGGUCCUGGGAAGCCACCAAGCCACGGGCCAGGUGCUGGCAGCCAGGCAUCAGGACGCCCACGCCUCCCGGGGUCAGCGAAGAUUGCCUGUAUCUCAACGUGUUUGUCCCGCAGAACAUGGCCCCCAAUGCGUCUGUGCUGGUGUUCUUCCACAACGCCGCGGAGGGCAAGGGCAGUGGGGACCAGCCGGCAGUGGACGGCUCCUUCCUGGCUGCUGUCGGCAACCUCAUCGUGGUCACGGCCAGCUAUCGCACGGGCAUCUUCGGAUUCCUGAGUUCCGGGUCCAGCGAGCUGAGCGGCAACUGGGGGCUGCUGGACCAGGUGGUGGCUCUGACCUGGGUGCAGACCCACAUCCGAGCGUUUGGCGGGGACCCUCAGCGCGUGACCCUGGCAGCAGACCGUGGCGGAGCCGACGUGGCCAGCAUCCACCUUGUAAACACCAGGGCCGCCAACUCCAGACUCUUCCGGAGAGCUGUGCUGAUGGGUGGCUCUGCACUUUCCCCUGCUGCGGUCAUCAGGCCAGAGAGGGCUCAGCAACAGGCAGCUGCUUUGGCAAAGGAGGUUGGCUGCCCCAGCUCGUCCGUCCAAGAAAUGGUGUCCUGCCUCCGCCAGGAGCCGGCCAGCAUCCUCAAUGAUGCCCAGACCAAGCUGCUGGCUGUGAGUGGUCCUUUCCACUACUGGGGUCCGGUGGUCGACGGCCAGUACCUCCGAGAGGCCCCAGCCCGAGCGCUGCAGAGGGCCCCACGGGUCAAGGUGGAUCUGCUCAUCGGAAGUUCUCAGGACGACGGACUCAUCAACAGAGCCAAGGCUGUGAAGCAAUUUGAGGAAAGUCAAGGCCGGACCAGUAGCAAAACAGCCUUUUAUCAGGCGCUGCAGAACUCCCUGGGUGGCGAGGCAGAGGACGCCAGUGUGCAGGCUGCAGCUACGUGGUACUACUCCCUGGAGCAUGACUCAGACGACUACGCCUCCUUCUCCCGCGCCCUGGAGCAGGCCACGCGAGACUACUUUAUCAUCUGCCCUGUGAUCGACAUGGCCAGUCACUGGGCAAGGACGGUCCGAGGAAACGUCUACAUGUACCACGCUCCAGAAAGCUACAGCCACAGCAGCUUGGAAUUGCUGACAGAUGUUCUGUAUGCCUUUGGACUUCCCUUCUACCCUGCCUACGAGGGGCAGUUUACUCUGGAGGAGAAAAGCCUUUCCCUGAAAAUCAUGCAGUAUUUUUCCAACUUCAUCCGAUCCGGAAAUCCCAACUACCCUCAUGAGUUCUCCAGGAGAGCACCUGAAUUUGCAGCCCCCUGGCCUGACUUUGUCCCCCGCGAUGGCGCAGAGAGCUACAAGGAGCUCAGUGUCCUGCUCCCCAACCGACAGGGCCUGAAAAAAGCCGACUGCUCCUUCUGGUCCCAGUACAUCCAGUCUCUGAAGGCCUCGGCAGAUGAAACUAAGGACGGGCUGUCAGCAGAGAGCGAAGAGGAGGACCAGCUGGCUGGCUCUGGGCUGACAGAGGACCUCCUGGGUCUCCCAGAGUUAGCCUCCAAGACCUACAGCAAGUGACCAGCCCCAUCCCAAAUGCCACCCUGGACACCUUAUUCUCCAACAUAGCCGCUAUCAAUAAAGUGUCUACCUGCAGAAAAGC